UUCAGCUCCCGGUAGAUGCAUUGCAUUUACUUCGGACUUGACCACCAUGGUGAAUUACAGUGUGUGAGGUUUGCUCUCUCUGUCAGAAGUCAAUUUUGUCCUAAGCGGGCAUCCUUACGAGCAGCCGUCCGUUGGUCUUGGUGUGGCGUCUCUGCUCUUCUCAGCAUGAAUAUUUCUGAGCCGUAUGAACCCGUCCAGUACCACUGGUUUUUCAACAAGCAGGUGGACUCCAAGGACACCUGGCAACCCUUCAGCAGUGAAGACUCACGGCGACUGGAGGAUGCUCACAGUCGAGUGGGGAAAAGUGAAAAGGAUGAAGUGGUUGUGGCUACAGAUGGAAGACGGUAUGACGUCAGGCUAUGUGAAAGAAAGCGUUACUCCGUGUAUUGGGAACAGAAGCCCACCGAGGUCAGACGAUGCUCCUGGUUCCACAAAGGCAGCAAAGAAGUGAUCUACACUCCCUAUAGCGAGGAACUCAGUGAUUUCCUAGAGGACGCCUAUAUGAUUGCAGUUACGCUGGACGAAUGGAAGACGAAUUUGGAGCUCCCUACAGGGGAAACAGUGAUCCUUCACAAUCCAAAGCUUAUGACACAGUAUCCCAGUGGUUGCAAGGACUUUCCCCCUUCCCCAUCUGAACGAACUCAACCCGUAACUCUAAAGAGAGGAGUUGAGAAUAUUCCACUGGAGAUACCAGAGGGAGAACCAGAGAUAGUAGACCACCUGGUGUUCAUGGUUCACGGUAUCGGUCCGGCCUGUGACAUACGUCUCCGUGGCAUUGUCCAGUGUGUUAAUGAAUUUCGAAAUGCCUCCAACGGCCUCUUAAACAGCCACUUCAGGCAGAGUGAGGACUUGUGCAUCAUUGGAAGGGUUGAGUAUCUUCCAGUCAACUGGCACAAAGUCUUACAUGGAGAAACUACAGGAGUUGACAAAGACAUUGAGAGAAUCACACUGCCUAGCAUUAGCCGUCUGCGUCAGUUCAGCAACGACACCGUGCUGGACCUUUUCUUCUACAAUAGUGCCACAUACUGCCAGACGAUUGUGGAUACAGUGGCCUCUGAGAUCAACCGUCUCCACAGCCUCUUCCUUCAGAGGAAUCCACACUUCACAGGACACGUUUCCUUGGUUGGACACAGCCUCGGCUCAUUGAUCCUGUUUGAUCUCCUGACCAAUCAAAAGACAAGUGCAGAUGCCACAGCUCAUGAGCUCCAGGAGGACACUCACGUUGACACGGGCUGCAGUUCCUAUGAGAGUCUGGAGGAGGCGCUGAAGAGCCAUGGCUUGGAAGAGCACCUCAAUGUACUGCAGAGAGAACAAGUGGAUAUGGAGUCUUUGACGCUCUGCUCAGAGAAGGACCUACAAGAUAUCGGACUACCCCUUGGUCCUCGCAAGAAACUGAUGGACUGUGUCAAAAAAUGGAAGAACUCCAGAAUCGGAAGUGGACAUGCACCCCAAAAUGAGACGCUCUCCUCAAGUCUAGGGAUGAGAAAAGCUCAUGAACAUCAAACCCCCAACACUAGUGCAUUUGAUUAUCAGCAUUUUAAUGUUGGCAUUGGACAAGUAUCCAUUGACUAUCCUCAGUUAGCCUUUCAUCCUCAGGCUUUCUUUGCUGUUGGUUCUCCCAUAGGAAUGUUUUUAACUGUUAGAGGUCUGAAGAGGAUUGAUCCUAACUACAGCUUCCCUACCUGCAAAAGUUUCUACAACGUCUUCCAUCCAUUUGACCCAGUGGCGUAUCGGAUCGAGCCCAUGCUUGUGCCUCAAGACGUGGACUUGCCACCAAUGUUGAUACCCCAUCAUAAAGGCAGAAAGAGGAUGCACCUCGAACUCAAAGAAGGGUUGACUCGAGUCAGUUCUGAUUUACUGGGUUCCCUACGAAUGGUUUGGCAGAGCAUUUCUCAGGUCCCAUCGCCAGCUCUUGCAGAGGGUGGACUCAGUUCCGUGACCCCUACUGAUGAAGCAGAAGUGUCACCAAUGGAGCACGAGCAGAGAAACUUCAAGGUGGGAAUGUUGAAUCGUGGGCGACGUAUUGACUUUGUCCUUCAGGAGACACCAAUUGAAAGUUUCAAUGAGUACCUGUUUGCUAUACAGAGCCAUCUGUGCUACUGGGAGUCAGAAGAUACUGCUCUUUUGGUUCUGAAAGAGAUUUAUGGAAAUAUUCCAGUUGGAGGUGCUCCUUUAUAAAUGUUAU
Rhinichthys klamathensis goyatoka is the source of this 2185-nucleotide messenger RNA. RefSeq names its product DDHD domain containing 2 (gene ddhd2). Lineage: Eukaryota; Metazoa; Chordata; Actinopteri; Cypriniformes; Leuciscidae. The coding region runs from base 16 to 2178 and encodes 720 amino acids. The record is from RefSeq and is a predicted model, not a curated record. Gene Ontology annotation, cellular component: COPII-coated ER to Golgi transport vesicle. The transcript has 17 exons. Gene Ontology annotation, molecular function: triacylglycerol lipase activity; metal ion binding; protein binding.